CGGAUCACCUCCAAAAUUUAAUGGAGUCUUCCAUGGCCUAAUAUCUGUGAAAAUUUUGUUAACAGACAGACAAAUAAAUAAACACACGCCGAUUAUUUUAUUACAUCCUUGGUGGAUGUAAAAAGGUGCUAAAACCCUCUGGAUGCCCUGUGUUUGUUAAAAUAUUGUCAGACUGUUUGAUACCGAGGAUGAUCACAAAAGAUUAAAAAAUCCAACCUGUAGCUUUAUGGUACAAUUUAAAAUGAAUUAUUAGCUAAAAUACGUGGCUGUAUAGGAUUAAAAGCACUAGGAGAAAAAAAAAAAAAAAAACACAACACAAUCCAGUUGAACUAGCCAUUAUUUUCAUUGUAUGAUGCAUCAUUGCAGUAUUCCUAUUGUAGUAGUAGCAGUAUUUAUAUUCAGAACAACUGAAGCCGAGAGUAAAUGUAAGACAUAUAAAAACAAGCUAACCAAUAUUAUGCGAUCUUGCAAAAGGCAGUAUUACAAACAUUAAAGGUAUUUGAAAGCUCUUAAAUGAAAUCAUCAAAAAUAAAAAGUUGUCAAAGAUGAUCCAACAUAUUUUUACAAAAGUUAGAUUAUUUUAAUUAUUAUUUUGCUAAUGUGGGGGAAAAUUUAGCAAACUCAAUUGUACCUUCUAAUAUGAGUUCUUGGGACAACAGUACAACAAGUAAUAACCUUUUGGAUUCGAUGUUUGUUAGAGAAACUGAUGAAUAUGAAAUAAAUGACAUGGUUCAUAAACUAAAGCGGAAAAAAAUUGAGUGAUUCUGAUAAUUUUGAAAAGGUUUUGUUAAAAAAUGUUAUUAGUUGUGUUGCUCAACCUUUAACUUAUAUUUGUAAUUUGGGAGAUUUCAUUUUAAAAAUUAAAAUAGCUAAAGUAAUACCGCUGUUCAAAUCUGGUGACAAACAUGUUUUUCGAACUUUAGGCCAAUUUCACUGUUACCUCAAUUUUCAAAAAUUCUGGAAAAGGUAUUCAUUAAGAGGUUAAAUGAUUACUACUAAAUGAGCAGCAAUAUGGAUUUAGAAGAAAAAAUCAUACUACUUCACUGGUGGUAAUUGAUUUUGUGGAACAUAUUAUCAAUGCAUUUGAAAGCAAGCAAUAUAAUGUAGGUUUUUUAAUGUAGGUUACUUACAGAAAGCAUUUGAUACCAUAGAUCACACCUUAUUCUUGGAUAAAUGAUGGAAAUAUGGUAUCAGAGGAUUAGCUCAUGAUUGGAUAGCCAGUUAUUUGCACAAUAAGUAUCAAUGUGUUCAUAUUGGUGGGAUAAAUUCUGAAUUUUUUGAAGUGCACUUGAUGGGUCCCCCAGGGCUCAGUCCUUGGGCCUUUGUUGUUUCUUUUAUAUAUUCAUGAAAUAUGCUUGGUUUCUAAGUUUGUGAGUUGCAUUUUGUUUGUUGAUGACCCAACUGUGUUUUGUAGUGGGGAUCAUUUGGGACAGGUUCUGGACAUAAUGGAGAGGGAACGACAGAAGUUCAGUGAAUGGUUUGAUUCAAAUAAAUUAUCACUUCAUCUUGGUAAAACAAAGUGUAUCAUAUUUGGAAAUAAACCCAGGAAUAUAUGUAGAAAUUUACUAGUACACAAUAUUGAAAUUGAACUUAUAAAUUAAACUAAAUUUCUUGGGGUUUUCAUUGAUAAUAUUUGGAAUUUGUUUUGGGUCUGUGUGCCAAAUAAAUUCAUUCAUUCAUUUAUUAUUGCAUUAUUGUAGUGUUGUGUUCAUUUUCAGCAGCUCAGUAAAUAGUACUUCUGCUAAUACUAAUACUUUUAUGAUUAUAUUGAGUAUUAUUAUUGUUAUUAUAUUUGGGAAUGAAUUUUGGAAUAAAUUGAAAACAACAGCAGAUAUACUGUGCUGUCAAAUAUGUAAUAGUAUAUAACAUACAGUAAAUUUCACAGUAACAGUCUGUGCUGCACUGAUAAGUGUAGCUCAUUGUGGAUUUCAUAAUUACACUUUGUGUAGAAGUACAGCAUUUCACCAUCAGACAUAGAAAGGGACACGCCCCCACUUCCUGUGUGUGGUGCAAAAUUCCUCCAGUGAAAGACUAUAAAAACAAAGAACUGCAGACACCGGAAUCAAACACACUCACUGCGAACAAGAUUUCACAGCAAGUUCACCAGAAAACAAGGACUUUGAAGUCAAAUCCAACACUGUUGACAUGCAGAGCCUUAAAAUGCCUCAAGGACUGGGUUUGCAAAUUUCCCAUCAUCCACUGACAAUGAAGCAAGUGGCCAGUCUGAUCAUCGCCGUGGAGAGAUUAAAGGUCGGCCAGCCAGAAACCGUGCUGAGCUCCGAGUUCAGGGAUGAGCACCUGCUUGACCUCAUGAUCGAUCACUUUAUAGAAGAAUAUGUAUGUGAGGUGGAUUCGAGUCCAGUGGAUCAGUUCAUCAGGAGAUCGGAGAACACGUACACUGUGACCGACAGCCAAAAGAGGAACCUGUUGAUGGUUCAGAGCAGCAUGGAACUCCACGCCGUGAUGCUGCAGGGAGGCCAGAGUGACCUCAAAGUUCACCUGAACAUGUCGACCUACGUGCACCCCACACCCAGCACCGAUGCCAGACCUGUAGCUCUUUGCAUCAAGAACACAGCUCUGUACCUGUCCUGCCACAAAGAUGGUGAAACACCAACCUUACACCUGGAGACGGUGGCAGACAAAUCCACUUUGGCUGAAAUCAGUCCAGACAGCGACAUGAUGCGUUUCCUCUUCUACAAACGGAAAAGUGGAUUGAACAUGAACACCCUGAUGUCUGCAAGUUACCCGGGCUGGUACAUCAGCACAGCAGAGCAGGACAACAAGCCGGUGGCUCUGUGCCAGUCGACCUCCAGCCGCCACCAAAUCUUCAACAUGCAGCGUCUGGUGGACCCCUCUGCAACCACAAGGGCCGGUGACCAAAGUGACGAGUAAAUGAAUCACUUGUUUUUAAAAACAAACAGGUGCAUAUUUUACAGAAUUUAUGGUAUGUACCAAGUACAUGAAUGUGCUGACAUAGACAGGUUUCACCACAAGAUGGCAGUAUUGUGCUGUCUGGUGAGAAGUUUGUGUACAAUUUACUGUAUGGAAUGUCAAGACAUUGUUUUUACUUUUGGGCAAUUAUUUAUUUAUCUAUUUAUGAUAAAAACGAACAUUAUUUUAAAGCUAUUUAUUUCACUGAAGUUUGAUUAUUAACGAUUGUUAUAAUAAAAUAAUGAUUCUAUAAUUUAAAAGAUUAAAUAAAAUACUCUGACAA
Molecule: messenger RNA, 3214 nt
Organism: Thalassophryne amazonica
Lineage: Eukaryota; Metazoa; Chordata; Actinopteri; Batrachoidiformes; Batrachoididae
Product: interleukin-1 beta-like
Exons: 5
Coding region: 2146-2892 (248 amino acids)
Biological process (GO): cytokine-mediated signaling pathway; positive regulation of gene expression; neutrophil activation
Molecular function (GO): cytokine activity
Source: RefSeq, a predicted model, not a curated record